ACCUGGCAUCCUUGAACAUGACGUGCACAUUGAAGGAUUAGAAAAUUAUUCUUUGAACUCUUGUUUAAAAAAUAUUGAUAAUUCUUUUUGAUUUCUACCAUCGUUUCCGAAUUUUUCAAAGUAAAAAUAUAAUGCAAACGGCCAGAGAAUAAAACGGUCACGACAUGGUGUACAUUGCGAGAGACGGAACAGUCCAUCAGAAUCCUCCAUGGACCAUCCAGCGCUUCAUAGGACUGUUCACCGGACUCUUUGCCGUCAUCGUUAUGUUCUUCCGGACGAUGUUGGAUAUGGGUUCGAGCGGAUCUACGAAUACAACGGAUGGUGGUAACAGCCGUCGUGGAGGUGGUGGACCCGGUGGGGGUGGUCCUGGAGGACCACGACACAGACCGAUUGGCAGGACAAUGACUUUACGGGAUUGUACUAUUCCCGGAGGAGGAUGAGCGCGGUAAAGCAUUCGCUUCGGAAUUUCACCAUUUCGGUCGAAUGCUUUGAUGUUUAUCUCUUCGUGGAAACCUUCAGAAGUCUAAAAGCGCUCGCUUUUGUAUGACGAAUGAGCUCUAAACCUAAGCUAAACCACAGGCGGGUUCAUUCCGAAGAGGAAUUUGGAAGGUUCACCAAAUUUGCUGUAUCACUAUGUUUCGUUCUACUUAACUAUCACUCUAAAUAAUCCUGUUAAAAUAAUAGUAAUAGGAUAAUUUAAAUAUUCCUCAUUUGUAAGGAUUUUCCCGUGUCCUUUUUUUAUCGUAUGGCUCAAAUAAAGAUUUGUUCAUAGUUUCAA
Messenger RNA from Malaya genurostris, 778 nucleotides. Its product is annotated as glycine-rich selenoprotein-like. Gene Ontology annotation, cellular component: endoplasmic reticulum membrane; Golgi apparatus. The coding region runs from base 165 to 440 and encodes 91 amino acids. The transcript is spliced from 3 exons. The record is from RefSeq and is a predicted model, not a curated record. Lineage: Eukaryota; Metazoa; Arthropoda; Insecta; Diptera; Culicidae. Gene Ontology annotation, biological process: endoplasmic reticulum calcium ion homeostasis; calcium ion transport.